AACCUGUGGUAUGUAACAUUGUACCAUUGUACAUUGUUGCUUAUAGUUUGUUAAUUGUUAAAGGUAAUAUUAGUAUGAAAGUAAUUAUUGUUUAACGGUUUAAAAUGACUAUAAAACCAAGGGAAAAGUUGGCUGAUAGUGACGACGAUCCAGUAGAAUCUAUGUUAAAAAAAUCUGGAUGUCUGGAUUUACAUUACAAAGUUCAGGAAUGUAUAAACACAACUAGGGAUUGGAGGAAAUGUCAAGGUGAAGUCAACGAUUUUAAGGACUGCAUCACGAGGCACAAGCAAGCCGAGAUGACUAGAUCAAAGAGUUGAUUUGUUUUUCGUUAUUAAUUUAUCAAAAUAAAUAUUAUAUUAAAAAGUUAUAGAUAAUAAAUCAUAAUUUAUUAGACUUUU
Messenger RNA from Maniola jurtina (meadow brown), 398 nucleotides. RefSeq names its product cytochrome c oxidase assembly factor 4 homolog, mitochondrial. The transcript has 2 exons. Lineage: Eukaryota; Metazoa; Arthropoda; Insecta; Lepidoptera; Nymphalidae. Gene Ontology annotation, cellular component: mitochondrial intermembrane space. The coding region runs from base 105 to 317 and encodes 70 amino acids. Gene Ontology annotation, biological process: mitochondrial respiratory chain complex IV assembly. The record is from RefSeq and is a predicted model, not a curated record.